AUAUUAUUAUAAACAGUAGUUCCAUUGGUAGAAUUCAUUCAGAAUUUUGAACACUCCAGCUCAACGCAAGAAUGAACAAGGUGGUGAACAUUGUUGUCCUGGCUCUAACUGCUUUGGUUGUUGCUACAGCAGCAACCAAGCUCAUCACUGGACGCUCCAGUCGCUGGGACCAGAUGAUCCAAGACCAUGAGACAAGACACAAGAGACAAGCUGGGCGAGAGUGGAGAACCGUUGAUGAAUCUUGUGAUGAUCUUGGUGAUGUGACUCGGUUUGACCAGCUUGGAAGACGUAAUUCUGGCCUUCUGGCUCCAGUGGCAAAUCAGGGAGACUGUGGCAGCUGUUGGGCAUUUGCAGCAGCUCAUGCAGUGACUGAUACAAGGAACCUAGCAGCUGGUAGACGAUUGGACCUGCUUUCCGCUCAAUACACGACUCGAUGUGCAACACGUCACCUUGGGUAUGGUUGCUGUGGAGAUAACCCUGGAAGAGCUCUUCUACAAUACCGUGACAUUGGAGCUGUUACGGACAUUUGUAGGCCAUAUGAUCAAACAAGCUCCAGAGCUAAUGUACCAAAAUAUAUAUUAGAUGAUGAAGUAGCAUUGAAGGCCUGGAAAGAAAGAAAUCCUAAAACAUGCUUUGAAGCUUGUGCAGAUGGAUCAGCCUACAAUCUAGGCUCAAUAACAAUUAACAGCUUUUACACUGGAUGCCCACCACUGUACAAUGAUGAUACCAUAAUUAAUGCUCUGAACAAUGGACAUGUCGUGAUACUAGGGUUGAGGACAAGCUACAACUUGAGGCAAAAAUACAAGUGUGGUAUAUAUUCAACAUCCCCAUAUUUUGACGAUGGACUUCAUGCCGUUAUAAUUGUGGACUACGGAACUGCUGAUACUGGAACCAAUUUUUGGGUGCUCAAGAAUAGCUGGGGAAGCGACUAUGGAGAGAGUGGGUACUUCAGAGUUAGGAGGGGACGAGGAGACCUCCAAAUUGGAAGCUACAAUAUAUUUAUUCCAUUACUUUCUCCAGAUCCAGCAUUACCACCGUCAGAAGACUCCACUGCAGAGCUAGAAGAAACAUGCGCAUUGAUGGCUGUUAGCAAUCCAUUCAAUGAUAACUCAACAAUGAGUGCUGUCGAAUUCGCACUAGAAGGUCUUGUUGACGAUCGAAGAGUGCAGUGUCCCAAUGGAGUAGCAGCUACUGGUCUAAGCUUGCUCUCUUUUGACAGUGCAGGUAUCCAAGUGGUGGCUGGUACAAUGGUGGAGUUGAUCGUAGAUGUGAGUCUCGAAGGAUGUGGAGCGACUGUAACAAAAACUCUAGAAUUGACGGUAUUUAUCGAUCUUGAUGGAAUUUUCACCCUCACUGACUACAACAUUGGAGACAGCAGCAUCGGAAACACGGCUAAGAUCCUAACUGCCUCCACACUGCUACUGUUUGCCAUGGUGAUGAUCAACCUCAUGAUCAACAAUUAAAGCAAACUGAUGUAUAUAGCUAGCUGCAUAGUAGAACCCCUAAAAUAACCGCUUCCCUAUAGGUAGGAUAUAUAGAUAACUAUAAUUAUGUUAAUUUCUGAUGUGAUCUUUAUAGAUUCCAAUUGAAUGUUGUGUAGCAAAAGU
This is a messenger RNA of Halichondria panicea, 1607 nucleotides long. RefSeq lists its product as uncharacterized. Bases 72 to 1463 code for a protein of 463 amino acids. The transcript has a single exon. Gene Ontology annotation, cellular component: lysosome. Lineage: Eukaryota; Metazoa; Porifera; Demospongiae; Suberitida; Halichondriidae. Gene Ontology annotation, molecular function: cysteine-type endopeptidase activity. The record is from RefSeq and is a predicted model, not a curated record.